UGCUUGUCUUUAUGCUUAUGAAUUUUUAUGCUUGUUAUGUAUGCAUGAAUGCUUGAUUUUGAUGCCUAUGUGAUGAUCAUUGUUGUGUAUCUAUUAUGAAUAUUUUCUUAUCAUCGAUGCUUAUGACUUUAUAGUAUGCUACAAUAUGCAUUGUGCUUAGUAUUAUCUAGGUUGUCAAGAAUUACCAUCUUGUGAUACCCCAUUGAUGCUAAAUGAGUAUAGAGGGAAUGAUCAAUCAUAUAUACCUUGAGUAGUAUCAAUGUGUGAUUAUUAGAUCAUCGAUGCUAUAGGCCCUCGGUUAUGGCUCAUAGAGGCCCAAACUUAAUCAUGUGCUAUCAUAACUUCCUUGUUAUUCAUUAAUUAGGUAAUGACAUGAAUCAAAAGAGACUCGCCACGGACUACACCGCGGAUUAAAAAUCCCGACUAGAGCCCAAGUAUAAACUCUAGUUGGGUGCAGUAUAGGGCAAGCAUGUUUCAAUUGUCGAACCCGGGCAGUCCAUGUACCCCUACUUCAAUCGCUUAAAUUGUUAUCUAGCAAAUGAUUUUUGGUUUAAAACUAAGAAAACUACAAAAUAAACAAACAAGUAAAGUAAAUCGAGGUUGUCCCAAUAAGAGAAGAAUUCACCCUGGUAUUGCUCCCCCUAGUCUCAUAUUAAGAAACAAUGAACGAAACUCUAGUGCGAAGGAUGUAUUUAUAAACCGUGAGGCGGGUGCAACUAGUUAGGAAGCCCUAACUCUCUUAGUCGAUCGGUUAAGGAUAGCAACAAUAAGCUAGGUGGCCUAACUCUCUUAGCCAUUCGACUAAGGAUUGAAAUUAUAAGCUAGAAAAUCUAGCCCUCUUAACCAAUCAACCAAGGAUUGCAAGAACCAAUCCCUCGGAAAUUAAUCCGAACGAAAGAUAGCGACCAAUCAUGAUGGUUUCAUGGCACUAGUUCGAUAUUUGAGGUUUGGCCUAAUUCGUCCUAGGUAGGUACCGUAGUUGGCCAAAGGAAUUCCAGCUUAUAAAGCCUCUUAGCAAGAAAGGGAUUUCCCUCUACGUAAGUCAAAUUUGCAUAAUAAUGAGUUAAAGCUAGCAACACACAAUCAUUCAUGAAUAAUAAAUCAAAUAUUAUAUAAAAACAUUCAAUCAAAUGUUCUUACAUCCUAACACACAUUUAGACUAGGGUUCACCAUACCCAAGUGAAGAGGAACUCGACUUCAUAGUUAGGCAAAGGAAAACAACAAAGAUGAAAGAAACAACCAUGGUGGAUGCUUGUCUUCCCUCCUUGUUGAUGAGAAUUUCCUUGAGAGGUAAGAAUCUUCACUCCUCUAGCUUGAAGUAAGCCCAAAUCUUCUUCUUCUCUCCUUGUUGAUCACUUUCUCUCUCUAUAUUUUGAACAAUACGACCUUUCUCUCACUAGGGUUUCACCUUGGGGUUUUCUUCAGCUGGAACCCUAGAAGGGAACCCAAAAAAUCUAAACCUAACCCAAGAUCCAACCUCUCUUUCUCUCUCCCAGCUGCCUUCUAUUUAUACAGCCCGAUAAUCACUUUCACAGUCUGCACUUCACGGCAGUGACAUUGGACCACUGACCGUGAUCUUGAACAAAAAUGCAGGUCACUGGCAUCGUUUUUUUUUGUCUGACACCAAGGUCUCCUUGAGAUUUUCACGGUCUGGUGAUUGUGAACAUCUUCAAGCCCGCGAGGUGCCAAAAUCCUCCUGUUACCCAGCAAACUUCACGCCCGUCAUGCAAUUGUCACGGUCGCCUUUGGACUUUUCUUCACUUUUUGUUUUGGCGCUUUUCGACCCCCAAUCAUCUCGAAACUCGUCCUCGAACUGUCCACACGUGCUAGGACCUGAAAUGUAUAAAUAAUAGCACAACCUAGCGUAAAACAGGUCGAGGGACGAUGAAAUGCAAAGCCAAACUAUCAAGAAAUGAGGGGUAAAAUGUCUGCAAUUAGCCCUGAAUAAAAAAAACAUGCAUUAGCUAGUUAAAUAUCUAUAGCAAGAUGCACGUGCACGAGUAGAGAGUGGCCUUAGUGAAAAGGAUAGAGUGAUGUUAUAGAUAAGUCAUUGAUGCAUGAUAUGAUUGAGCUUUAGUAUGCAUGACAAUACUCGAGAUUCACCUUAUACAAUAAUGUAUCUUUACUUUUAUUCAUCUAUAAUUUGAAAACUCAUAAAUAAUUACUUUUCCUCGCUUUCCUUUCCUUUGAUUGUUGAAUGAAAAUUCCUAAAAAUGCUUGCCUGUUUUGUGUAGCAUAGAUGGUAUGGUGUCAGUGAUUAUACAUUAAAAGACCUCGCGGAAUAUGACCCUAAGGUACCAUAGGAUUAUAGCUCGAUCUAUGCACAUAACAGUCGCAAUGGAGCACUAUGCUAUCAUGGCUCACAUAAAUAAAUUACGGAAGGAUGGAGUAGAUCAUCAACCAGUAAAGGUCAUUCCAGAUCAACUAGAUCUUGAAGCCACACUAUCACACAAGCAAGAAGAGAUAGCUCAGCAAUUAAAAUCCCUCCAACCUGAACUUGCUUCACUUACUCAAGAGCACAAAAGCAGUAAGAGGCAGCUUGAUGUGUCAUGUUAUGCUAUAAAAGACCAUCCCAUUCAUGAGAAAAUUCAGAGAAUGAAGUCAAUUCCCAAGAGACCAUAAAACUCUAGUCUCAUACUCGAAUCAUCAAGAAGAGAAUGAAGGAUCUCAAAGAGGGCGUGAGUAAGCAAACAUAAUAAGAUUGUGGAGAAGGAGCUUCAAAAUAACAUACUCGAGCUAUUGCAUGCCCAUGAGCGUCGAUCUAAAGAGCUACUUGAUAGAGUCAAUGGUAUGAUCAACAAAACUUCUUUGAAAGCUAUCACUCUGAGAAGUGGAAAGGAGACACCACCAAAUCCUUCCGAAAAUCCUCCCAUCAAGAAAAGCAUAAUCUGACUAACCUGAAUUCUAAUCAACUCAAAACCAACUAACCCGAAACCCGACUAACCCGUAAUUAGAUUGAACCUGCCUAACCCCGAUCGACACUUUAUUAUUUUACUCUCUGUAUAUUUCACUUUAUAUCUUAUUCAAAUGAACGACAACUUAAUUUCUCUUUUAUUUGCAUGCUUCUCUAUAUCAUAGUCGGUAAAUAGGAUACAAGUAAGUUAUGUAUAAAAUACGUACGAGUAUUUUACUUCGUCUCUAAACUAAUGAUACGUUUAAUAGUACAUCAAUAGUUAUAAAAUAUGUAAACUUAAUUAUUAUAAUUAAACACGAAUAUUAAAUGCGUUAUAUGGGUUGUAUAUGUGUUUAGUAAGGAAACUAUCGAGUGAACAAGAAAAAUGAAAUGGCUUAACAAUAAUUGGGAUACAAAAUUUUUGGAAUUUGCUACGGUGACUUGAAAGUGACCGUGACUUGGACAAAACGGUCGACCUAUUCACUGAUAUGGUCGACCUAUUUGGAAUAAACGGUCGAUCUCUUCACUGAUAUGGUCGACCUCAUUGUUGGAAUGAUUGACCAGAUGUACUAUUUUUCAUUUUGCUAUCUUCAACAAACGGUCAACCUCUUCCACUAAAAGGUUGUUCACUAUACAAAAAAUGGUCUACCACUUCCAUCAAGUGGUCUACCUCUUUCCCCAAGCGGUCCACCUCUUUCAAUAAUUGGUCCACCUAAUGAACCAUUGCUAGUGAUAUCAACAAAUAUAAUUAGAGUCCAAUAACAAUAGAUAUGCUUGAUAGUAAGAGAUUUAAAAUUAGUACAAAGGCUGCAAACCUAGAUGACAAGUUUCUCGAGUGAUUGUUCUCCAGUAGAUUUGAAAAAUGUUCUACAUAUUUAUUUCUUGUAUUUCACUUACUUUAUAGAAACUUUCAUCUUUUUUUUCAAAUUCUAAGCUCUCUUGUUUCUAUCAUAUAGUUGUCUUGUGAUGUAACAACUUUGUUGCUAUUGUUGUUAUGAAGAUGCUAAAAAAAUUUGUUAUACAAUUGUGUCAUUUUCAAUGUCCAUAAAUCUCAUAUCAUCGCUUUUGUUGAUUUUUAUUCCAGAAGAGUUAAAAGAGAGUAUUUAUUUUUGUCUUGGUCUAUAAUCUGCAUAGGGAUUUGGUUGCCCACAGGUGAUAGGAUGUUGUGUUACUACAAAAGAAUUUUAUAUUGUUGGUCGCCUAUUGUCCAUUAUUUUCCUAAUGUAAGUAUGAGGUAAUUAUGUCAUCUGGUCGAUCGAUCGCCGAAAACGGAGAUCGUUUGAGGAAAGAGGUACGUAAACCAUUUUACGGAUCGGUAGACUGUUUUGGAGGAAGUUGUCUACCUCCUCCAACAAGUAGGUGUAAGUUGAAGGUAAGUGUGUCAUAGGUCGACCCAUUUCCAAGCGAUAGAUUAGUUGUCUCAAGUGGUAGCUGCGUGGUGGAAGUGGGAAACCAAUUUCUUGUAAAGUGGUUCACCACUUGGUGGAAUAGGUCGACCACUUAAAGAUAAUUGUGUAAUCAGGUCGACCCAUUUUCGGAAGCGGUAGACAUGUUGACUAAAAUGGUAGACCACCUCGUGGAAGAGGUCGACCAUUUUCUUGGAAAGUGGUCGACCACUUGGUGGAAGAGGUCGACCAUUUUAUAAAAAAAAGUUGAUCGU
Messenger RNA from Linum trigynum, 4553 nucleotides. Lineage: Eukaryota; Viridiplantae; Streptophyta; Magnoliopsida; Malpighiales; Linaceae. The record is from the annotation of a GenBank genome assembly.